GUAUGGAUUAUAUGAUGUCCUUUUUUCCAGAUAACAUUCUCUUAAUGUUAUUCUGUGCUUGGCCGAUAAAUUGAAGUUUGGAAUGUAAAUAAAAAUCGAUCUGAUUAUUAAGUCUACCGCCGUUAAUGUUUACAAUCCAAGGUCUUGUUGACAAAGGAGAGAAAUAGAAUCUUAUAUCGACUGGUGGAGAAACGUUAAAUCUCGUAAAGAAGGAUAUUUAAACAUUUUGAAACAUUUACAUUGGACUAGUGGUUUGAAGGACACAAUUUGUAUGCCAUUUUUAGAAAAAGAAAAAGUUAAUGAGAUUAUUUUUCAAAAGUUUUGAAAUGUGAAAAGAGAAUUGGAAUUAUAAUGUGAUCAGUAAAAAGAAAAACUAACAAAGUCGAAAUAGUUUAUGUAUGAACUAUCGCGUAUAGGACAUAAUUUUAGUUUAGGAGAGGGUAUACGAUAAAAAUAUAUAAAAAAUGAAUUUUUCAAAAUUUCGACAGACCGGGGAGUUGUCAGAUAUAACGGUCGUUGUCGACAACACAGAGUUUAAACUACAUAAAUUUCCGCUAUAUGCCAAGUCAGACUUCUUCUGUGCUUUGGCUAAAAGUCCGGGAACAGACUGUAACAGGGUGGAAUUAAAGGAGUUUCCCGGAGGACCGGAAGCUUUUGGUGUCGUUGCUGACUUUUGUUACAAUAUGAAAGUGGAUUUAACAAAGACAAAUGUCGUACAUAUUAGAUGUGCCUCAGAAGUUCUACAAAUGACUGGCUCUGGGAACUUGGCUGAAGUCUCGGAAAAGUUUUUACAAGAUACAAUUACUUCUGCUAAAAUGAGUAGAUCUACGUCUGCUAUUGUGUCAUUGUUACUUUCCUGUAUAACGGCGUCUGCUGUUGCGGAAAAAGCGGAAAUCGUUUCACAAUGUAGCGACGCUCUUGUUGAUUGUUGGCUGAAACCACCUACUAAGUUCAGUAGCCCUACUUUCUCAAAGAAAGGAUCUGACCGUGGUGAUGAAAGCAUAAGACUUUUAUUAGGAUUGCCAGUUGCUUGGCUAGUAAAACUAUUAGUUCUUGCACGAAAUAAAGGUGUCAAACACAACGUGAUGGCAGAGGUUGUCACGAAAUACGUCAUGGCUUUCAUCGAUAAAAAUGACGCUGAAGAAAAAGGGGUCGACCAAAAGAAGGCUGAUACAGUCGACUCAAAGCCAGGCCUUAAAGGAUCAAGAUCCUCUCACCACGAUCACGAUGUGAAAGAAAGUAAAGCUGGGAUAAAGUCGAAGAAAAAGUCUGAUACGGGGAAAGUUUUCGAUGCCAUUUUGUGUGAGUUACCAGAAGAGGCGUUUAGUGAGGAGUGUGUAACAACAGACUGGGUUACAAAAGCUUUGAAAUUUGCAACCUUACAUGGAUGCAAAUGUAGAAGAACUCUUGUUAGAGUUGCAGGUGAUCGUUUAAAUAGUCUGUCAGCAGACGAUCUCUGUAUUAUAUCACCAUCUGUUUUGAAAGACAUUGUGUCAGAAUCGUGUAAUGGCGAUGCCAACCAGGGACAAAAAGCUUGCCAAUUAGUCGAAAAUUACAUGAAUGAAAUGGCGCGAAAAGGUGUGCUUACAGCAGAGACAUACAAGACACUUGUGACUUCCGGUCCACCUGAUUGUAGAAAGUCACAUGAUUCGCUGUAUGGUAUACUUGAAUACGUUCUAACAGCUGGAGAAUAUUUUAUCUUAGUAUGGGUGAACGAAAAAGAUAAACUGAAUGAGGAUCAACGUACUGAGUUAAUGGAGACAGUGAACUUUAACCUCCUGGGAGAAGCCACAUUGAAGCGUGCGUUCGAUACCCAGGUUGUCCCUGCCACCUUCGUUGCUAAGGGAGCUCUUGCAUUAUGUGCUAAGUUGAAGACAGAGCUGGAAUCUGCCAAGAAUACUGUUUGCAGGCAGGAAGAUGAACUUCAGCGCUUGCGCAGAACAAAAACUGUAACGCCACAAAUGACGUCAUCAUCAUCUCCAAAGAAAGAAGUUGACUCAAGUCAUUCUAGUUUUACAGAAUUGCCAGUUCGAGACACUGCCAUGAACGGAAAUAGCUUAAAUACAGACCUGCCAACAGAUCUGCUAAGCUCUCAUAGCCCUACGCCACCAACGACAGAAGAUGUGCUUCUAGCUGCCCGGAACAAACUUGCAACAUCCGUCGCUGCGUACAACACAUUUCGACCUCUGUCCGCCGACCGUGACAGCGAUUAUUCCUACGAAGAAGACAUGGACUAUAAGUAUGACAGACAUAUUCGUUCCUAUGACAACGCAAGAAAUAAAGCAGGGCGUGGCUCCAGUUUCCGGUCUUCGUAUUUGUCCUCCUAUCCUCACAGGAUAUAGAAAUAUAUAUAAUAAUGUACUUACUUUUAGAAAAAAAGAAGCUUAAACGGUUAUAGAUUUCAUUUCAUGAGUAAAAAAAAACUGCAGUCUGAUCUUAAAAUUAGUAUAAAAAACAAUACUACAUCAGUUAAAUAUUAGAACAUAUAUUGUUACAUGUAGUACGUUAAGUUGACAAACUGAUUUAAUUAAACAUAUUAUCAGUAAUACAAUAUCAUGAUUUUCAUCAAAAUUAAAUGCACAUGUAUCGGCAUUAAAUCAUUUAAUUUUACCAGUAAAAGUGAAUUGCUUAAUACAGAUGAUGGGUAUAGUUUAUUGUUUAGCCAAGAACUUUCUUACUACUAACUUGUAAUCCAUAAAAAGCGAUCUAGUUUGGUACACUAAACUUUGGAUAAGUAAUUAUUGAUAAUAGCCGAGCUGUCCCGAUUUUAUGUUUCAUUAUUGCACAUCUCUUUAUGAUUUUAGGCUUAUUUCUUCGAUCCUCUUUGUUUCCUUUACUGAUAUAGUCAAGUCGUUACUGUUACGCUCACGAAUGGCGACAUUAUAAUUGAAACUUUUAUAAAAAGACCUGAAAUUAAUCGCCUUUAUUUGAUCUCCAGUUGUUAAGAUAGAUUAUAGUCCUGUAUGAAUUCAUGUUAUUUCAUUAGACUAAUAUUAUUUAAAAUACAACCACAUUUUCUAUAUUUAACGAUUAUUUUAUCGUAACAUUAGGAAAUAACUGUUAAGUUUAUGACAUUAUAAUUCUGUGCCCUAUAAAUUUCGUCAUGUAUUGAUUGACAGACACAUCAAGUGAAAAUAAACCAAGUUUGAUUAUAAACCUGCGAUAUUUAUUUAAAAUGUUGUGAUUUAUUGGUAUACACAGAAACACCGUUUGUAUUUGUGCCCCUUGUAGGUAUGGUUGAUUGUUAUAUUAUUUAAAGUCGGUUACGUUACGCUUGCUACCAGGGAAGUAACCGCUGCAGGAGUUAAUACAUUUUAGCUAAAUACUAUCAAUUAUCUACACAUGUGAAAAAAAACCCGAAACAUUUGCUUGAUUAUUGAUCAAAUAAAAUCAUAUUAUAUACAAUGUAUAUAUACGGAACGAAAUAUUGAUAAACCUACAUUAUCAAAUUUUUUGGACAUUUUAAAGUUUGUUACUAAGUUGUAGUUAUUAGUUAUGCAUUUAUAAAUUAAAUAAACAAAAUAAACCAAAGUUAAACAUUUUGUGCGCUUUU
Messenger RNA from Ruditapes philippinarum (Manila clam), 3553 nucleotides. RefSeq lists its product as uncharacterized. The record is from RefSeq and is a predicted model, not a curated record. Lineage: Eukaryota; Metazoa; Mollusca; Bivalvia; Venerida; Veneridae. Bases 465 to 2342 code for a protein of 625 amino acids. Gene Ontology annotation, molecular function: protein binding. The transcript has 4 exons.